AUGGCGGAUGCAUAUUCUUUUGCUCUGCUCGUCGAGUUUGAGGAAAACGACUUACCGAGACUAAAAAACAAGUUAAUAAAACACUUCCAGAGUAAGAAAGCUCACGGUGGCGACUGCGAAGUUGAAUAUGCGAAAGGCAGCAAGACGGCGGUGGUGCGCUUCCGCAGAGAGGAGGACCAGCAAAAUGUUUUGAGGAAAGAGGCGCACGAGAUUCGCUUGGACAAAGGCGUGUUGAAGGUGACAGUUCGCCUACCAGCUGACGAGACAACAACAACAACAACAACAACAACACAGGAAACUCCAGCCGAAAAAGUCAGCAAUAACUCAGAUGUUGCUGUGAUUAACAAGCAGUCGAGCACCGAUGAUCAAAAGGACGAACCGGGCUCCACCUUGGCUGUUAUAGGAAAUAUUCCAGAGACGAUGAACCAGGAGUUUUUGGAGAUGUUGGUGGAGAACGUUUUAUUGGAUGCCGAUGCUCCACGUGAUCGCCAAAACUUCACACUUGAAGUUCUCCGUGACAUCUCCUCUGCUGUGGUGACAUUUCAGAGUGAAAAAGAAAACACAGAUUUUGUGACAAGAUGCCCCAAAAACAGAACAUUCUCAAAGAAGGGACUAACAGCCCGGCCUCUUGAAGUCACAGACCGAGUCAUAGUUGAAGACGUACAAAAUUUUGGUGAAGAUGUCCUCCGCCUUUAUUUUGAGAAUGCAGGUGGAGAUGUGGAAAAUCUUGAGCUUAAUAAAGAGGAGCAGUCUGUCAUCAUCACAUUUAAAGAUCAUAAAGCUGUUCAGAAAAUCGGGAAGAAGAAGAAGCAUCACAUCUACCAGGAAGAGAUAAGAGUUUAUCCUUUCUAUAAAUCUUUGGGAAGAGUCCUCUAUGGCAAAGAUAAGCCUCCACUAAAACUCCCUGCUGCUGUAUCUGAACCAAUUGACGGCGCUCUUUGGAGAUACCUAAAAGACAAUCAAUCAGCAGCAAAGAUCAUUCAUAGUCAGUUGGCAAAAGACUUCUGCAAAGUAAACCUUGACCAAUCUCCAGUGCGCUUGAGCCCCAUGGCUUCACUCCUACAGCAAAAAGAUGCAGAAGACAUCACCAAAGAGUGGAGAGAUACUGUGAAGUCAGCAUUUGCACAAGCGCUGUUAACAUUCAGAUCCUUGAAGCUUCAGCCAGAGUCAGACGUAUGGGAAGAGUGUCAGAAGAAGAUCAGUAAAACACUGGUGAAUGAGGAUGUGGUUGUGGUGCCCGAUGAAGGCAAUUGUGUCCUGUCAGUGGUUGGUCUCGUGGCUGAUGUGAACAGAUUAGAGCAAACUCUUCGUGAAGUUGUAAACAAGAUUGUCAGUAGGGUUCAGAGGGAGAAAUUGAGCGUUACCCAAGAGAUGAAAGUGUCAGGGUCUAUUUACCACAUCCUGUGUCAAGAUGGUCUUCAGGACAAGCUGCAAAAUGUGUACCCAGAACUCAAAAUGUCAUUUCGGAAAGACAGUCGAGACGGUUUGAUGUUAACUGGGCUUAGAGAGGAGAUUUUGGCAGCAAACAAAGUCAUAUGUGAUGCAAUGUUUGCAUUGAAACGACAGAAUUUAGAAAUAGAUAACUUUGUGCUUGACCUGUUGAAGGAUGAACAACCAGAGGAGCUCACAAAUGCUCUCCUGACAUCCAGUGGUAUAAAUGCAGCGUUUCAGAUCAAUGCACACCGGGUGCAACUUCUUGCUGCUUCCGACAAAGAUCUGAAUGUUGCUGAAGACCAUCUGGGGAAGCUGCUAAUAUCUAAAUACAUUGCUGUUGAAGAUAAUAAGGUCCUGGAGAAGUCAGAGUGGCAUGACCUGGUCAGUCAGCUGGAGAAUGCAGACAGUAGGUUAUACAGGAGAAUUCGAAUCAACACUACUGAUCAACAAGUCGUGGUGUCUGGCCACAAGGAUAGUGUCAUAAAAGUUUGCAGGGAACUUGAAGACUCCUUAACGCAGAAUGCUCAAGUUGAAGAAACUGUUGUGGUCAAGCCCAAUGCCAUAGUUCAAUACAUUAAAAAACAUGACACACGUUGGUUGGAGCAAAUGGAAGACAAAGUGGAGGUAUCUUACAGAAAGGAGGCCAUCUGUUUAAGUGGUUCCAGAGUUGAUGUCGCGGAGUGCAAGGGUGUGGUUGAAGACCUGGUCUCUUCUGUCCUCUUUGAAAUUGUUAAAGUCUCCAUGCCUGGAGCAAAAAAGUUCUUUCAGGAUAAAGAAGCCAUGUAUGUUUCCUCACUCUUGAAUGAAACUGGCUGCCUGGUCCAGCUGGUUGAUGACACUAGUGGUGGACAGGUUGACUCGGCCCAAAGACCAGUACCAAAGCCUGUGUAUCAGCUUCAGACACCUGACGGUGUGGAGAUAGCUGUUUGCAAGGCAGAUAUGUGCAGCUACCCAGUGCAUGCAGUUGUCAAUGCUUCUAAUCCGGACCUGAAACGUAAUGGAGGUCUUUCAGCAGCACUUCUUAAUGCUGCUGGCCCUCAGCUGCAGGAUGAAUGUGACAGAAUAAUUAACUCGAAAGGCAAACUCCAGCCAGGGGAGUGUGUUAUAACUGGUGCUGGGGGGAACCUUUGCUGCAAAAAAGUCAUCCACGCAGUGGGACCCAGUUUUGAAGCAGCGAAACCACAGAAGUCCCUAGCAAAGUUGAAAAGAGCCGUCAGAAGAAGCUUAGAACUUGCUGAAGAGAACAACUGCAUCUCUGUAGCUCUGCCCGCCAUCAGCAGAAACCUAGGCUUUCCUCUUCCUUUGUGUGCAAUCACCAUUGUCAAAGCAAUCAAGGAUCACUGUGAUGAAAAGUAUGAUGACAACACCUUGAAGAGGAUCCAUUUAGUGAACAAUGACGACAUCACUGUUCAGGCUAUGGAGACAGCUGUCAGAGAGAAGUUUGGAAAUCAAGGUGUCAGUCUUUCUCAAGAAACCAAAACCGCCAAGGCUCUCCCUGUGAAACAUACUGGGGAUGCUGGGUCUAACCAAAAUUGCUUGGGUCAAGUGCAGACCACAGAGGGCUUGGACAUCACUCUCACAAAAGGAAACAUUGAGAACGCCAAGACGGAGGUGACCGUAAAUACUGUGUCUGAAGAUCUUGAGCUGAACAAAGGAGCGGUUUCAACUGCCAUCUUCAGUGCGGCCGGAGCCAAACUUCAGCAGUUGGUAAAUGCAAACAAUGCUAGUGGAAAUAUUGGUGACAUCAUUGUGACUGAAGGCUGCAAGCUCAAGAGCAAACAAGUGUUUCAUGCUGUUUCACCUCACUGGGACAAUGGACAAGGCACUGCCGAAAAGAUCUUGGGUGGCAUUUUCAAGGAUUGCUUAAACAAGGCAGAGGACAGUGGUCUGACCUCCAUAUCCUUCCCCGCCAUCGGCACAGGAAACCUGGCUUUCCCAAAAGACCUUGUAGCCUCAUUGAUGUUUGAUGAAAUCAUAGCAUUUAGCAAGAAAGAACCUGAGCUCCUGAAGAAGGUUGUGAUCAUCCUUUACCCGAAAGAUGCACAGACUAUCCAGGUUUUUAGUGAUGAAUUUGCAAAGAAGUUCCCCAAUGCCUCAUUUGUUCCAGAGCCCACAAGUCCGCAACAAUCUCCAGGUCCCUUCUCUAAAAUUGUCUCAGGCUCAGGAGUGCAUGAGACCAAAAUGGGAAAUGUGGCUGUACAGGUUGUCACGGGAGACAUAACCAAGGAGACCAGUGAUGUCAUCGUCAACUCCUCCAAUGAAAAUUUCUCUCUGAAGUCAGGAGUAUCUAAGGCUAUUCUGGAUGCAGCAGGUCAGGCUGUUGAAGCAGAAUGUCAAAAACUUGGUGCCCUGCCCAAUCCCGGUAUGAUAACAACCCAGCCAGGCAAUCUCAAGUGUAAGAAGAUCCUUCACCUUGCUGGACAGACGGACCCAGUAAAAAUCCACAGGGUUGUGAAGGAGGCACUCCAAAUGUGUGUGACAAACUCAGACACUUCUGUCUCAUUUCCUGCCAUCGGCACAGGUCAAGGUAAUGUACAGGCAAGGCAAGUGGCAGACGCCAUGUUGGAUGCAGUGGUUGAUGUGUUGAGCCAAUCCCCUUCCACGACCCUGAAGACAAUUCGGAUAGUUAUUUUCCAGCCACCCAUGCUUAAAGAAUUCUACAACAGUAUGCACCAAAGAGAAGCAACUGAAGCAAAAGAUAAAGGAGGCUUCUGGAGAAAUAUCGGCUCCACACUAAAAUCAUUUUUUGUUAGUGGAAGUAGUGACAAGCCACAGAAAGAAGGGGAUUUUGUAAUUGAGGCUCAGAAAGUGAGCCCUGCUUCUUUCCACAUCUGCGGUGAGUCCCAGGACAGAGUAGCCUCAGCCAAGCAAUGGAUCAACGACCUGAUAUCCAAAGAGCAACACAGCAUCUGCAUCAAAGAUGACUCCAUCCUUAGGUUCUCAGAUGCAGACCACCAGCGCAUUCUUGACACCCAGAAGACAAUGAGCGUAGCAAUAAGGAUUGAGAGCAAGAAUGGCCAAGCCACAGUCACCAUCAAGGGCAUCUGCAAGGACGUGUUGAGAGCCAGCCAUGAUGUCCGUGAGAUGCUGAAGUUGGCGAGAGAAAGUGAGGAGCUGCAGAAGAACGUGGAGCUGGCGGGCGCAGUGGUGGCCUGGCAGUACCAGCAGCAGGGGCUUCAGUUCCAAAAUUUUGAUUCAAUGACCAACUUCAAGCUCGAGCAAGCCUUGGAAAAGAAACUAACAAAAGUAAAAGUUACAGUCCAGGGUCAAGACUACACAGUCACCAUGCCAGAGGGACCUGCCACUGACAUCCAGGAACGCACCCUGCAGAUCAGGCGCAUUGUCAAACUCAAAGGCCUACCUGAGCACUGGGAAGCAAUGCCAGCCAACACCACGAGUCACGCUGUCACGCUUGAGGCUGAGACACCAGAGUACAAUGAAAUCCUGACCCUGUUCCAGGCCACAUGCCCACAAACCCCGAUCAAGAUCGAGAGGAUCCAGAACCCAGUCCUGUGGAGGAGCCUGCAGAUCAUGAGGCAUGGCAUGGAACAAAGAAACAAUCAUCAGAACAAUGAGAGACGCCUCUUUCACGGCACCGCCCAUGACACAGUGGCUGACAUCAACCAACACGGCUUCAACAGGAGUUUCGCAGGAAAGAAUGAUACUGUGCAGCAUGUAGCAACAGCAAGCAAAAAAAUUACGUGCAAGGGCACAUACUUUUCUGUCAACGCUAAAGACUCCGCCGAAGACACCUGCUCCAGACCCGAUCCAAAUGGGGAGAAGUGCAUGUACGUGUGUCGAGUGCUGACGGGAGAUUUCACCGUUGAACAAUCCGACAUGAUCACACCGCCGGCCAAGGGCACCGCAUCCGUCGACAAGUACGACAGCGUUGUGGACGAUCAGACCACUCCCAGCAGGUUCAUUGUCUUCCACGACAGCCAGGCUUAUCCUGAAUAUCUGAUCACAUUCAAGUGAGCAGGUAACAGGGAGAAAAGACAAACAAAUGCCUUACAUGUGACACUGCCUUGCAGUAACGUAACGCAAACGUGCGGGGGCCCCCUAUAAAUAUACACUACCGGUCAAAAGUUUUAGAACACACCAACUUUUCCAGAAUUUAAUUGAAAAUGAUGCAGUUUAAUGUCUCAGUGUACUCUGAAAUUAAUGCACAUUUGCAACAUUCUUUAUUGAGCAUGAUAGUGUUUUGAAAGUUAAAAAAAAUAUUCAAAAUCACAUUUUAUGUUGGACUAAAGGACUAAAAAAAGACACAAAAUGACCAGAAAAAGACACAAAAAGACAAAAAAAGACACCAAAAGACACAAAAUGACUAAAAAAAGACACAAAAUGACCAAGAAAGACACAAAAUGACUCACAAAGACAUGAAAAGAAUUCAAAAAUGGACAAAAUAGCCCAAGACUCCAUAGAGUUAAGUUGUUAACCCAUUUCUUGUUCCCUGAAAAAGGCCUACUUGUAUAAUUCUGAAAUGUACAUUAUUUUCCAGUUUUGGUUAAGCUUACCUUUUUUUAUUUACCUCUGGCAGUUCACCACUUACCUUUGGACCCUUUCAAGCUGUUCAUUUGACUUGAACUGCUUGAAUUUCAAUAAAAAACUGGAAAAAUUGGGGUGUUCUAAAACUUUUGACCGGUAGUGUAUGUUUGUUUGUUUUUUUAAUAACCAAUUUAUUCUUUCAAACAAAACAUUUCAUAACGGAGCAAUACAAAAUAAAAAUUGCAUAUGUUAAUCUAAGCAACACAAAUACAUGUUUCCUUACAGGCUUGCAGGCGAGUAUACAUGCCUUGCUCUUUUGGCGUAUUGAUGAGCAAAUUCCCAUUCCACCCUCUUCAAGUCCAGACUGCGCGCACGUUUAUUUUCGAUACUCAGUACGGCCAGCCCCGACAGUCUCUCUUGUGCCUUGGUGCUUCUCAGUAAGUCUUAAAUAAUUUAACUUUUGAGAAUGAUCUUUCGGCGCUUGUGACAGUUACAGGUAGAGUGAGAAACAGUUUAAUAGCCGUGGCAACAUCAGGCACACUUGCUAAUAUGGAGUGGUGCUUUAUGAACAGAGUGUGUGCCACGCUCGACUUCUUUUAUGGUGGACAUGAAUGCGGUUCUAAAUGAAAGCACUUGGUCUGGAAAAUCCGCAGACAAGUCAUCUUUGUAUUGGUCUGCUAAAGCACUUGCUGAUUUAUACAGUUCAUCACUGGAUUUUGACAAAAGUUCCUGUGGGCGUAAAAACAACCCAAACCUCCGUGCCACCCCUUGCAUGCCCUGAAACCUGUGUGUCACCUGCGCAAUGGCAAUGUCUCGAGCUGCGAAACAUACUGACACUUUGAAGUGCUGCUCUGCUUCGAUAGCCUUUCAUCCUCGCAUAACUCACCAAAGUGUCUUUUGGUGCGCCUUGCGCGUUUUUUUGGAAAUGAAGGCGGAAUACCCCAUGACUGGGCAAGAUUUUGCGCACAUUGUUUCUUUAAUAGUGAUGUUCGAUACCACCGAUUUCCUUUCCGAUCCGAUACUGAGUAAAAUUCAGGCUGGUAUCGGCGAUACCGAUCCGAUACCAAUACUUUGUGCAAAUACACCUAAUGUGCCUGGUAAAUCUAAAAAGAGUGUAUUUCAAAUGGCUUAAGAAUACAAGACAUCAGAGUCACUUAUUUAGCUAUUAGCUAUACGGACUCAUUCACAAUAUAGCUUCUUUUCCGCUCCGCCACUGAAUUACACACACACACACACACACACUGAGAGAGAGAAGAGUGAGCAGCAGCGUGUCACUGCGCUUACGUAUUAAGGCUCUUACCCAGGCGGAAGAAAAAGUAGUUCCUACCAGCAGCGUGUCAUUUAGACAAGAUCUGAAUAGUUUAGUUACUUUCCACCGUAUUCCUCUUAAUGAUAUACAUUACCACAAAUGACUGAAGUAUCAAAAGUAUCGAUAUUUUCAUUUGAGAAUCGAUUUUAGAGCAUACAGAUCUGGUAUCGGAAGUAUCGAUAUUUCAGUGUCGAUCCGCACAUCACUAUUCUUAAAGGCUUUGAAACUCCCCUCUGAGUGACACAAGGGUCUCAGAUGCACUCGCUGGAUAUUUGCUUGUCUGCAAAAUAUCAAUGUUUUGUUUUUGGAGACUUUGUGAAAUAAUGUUAAUAGUUUCCAGGAUAUUUACCCUGUAUCACUGUUUGAAGGACAAAUUCAAAAUUUUCCGUGUUAUGUUUGAGUCCCUCGGCCUCAGCACGCUCAUCUGGCUUUUUGGAUAGCAGACAUAUUUUAGUAAGUGCUUUCAUCACAUCUGGGUAACGAAAGCGUUGGUUGCCCUGUCACUUUGAACUGUGACUCAAGAAGUUGCCAUCGUUUAAUACUACCACUGAAAAAAACAUAUAAUUUGUGUACAGUACAUUUUGGCCCUAUAUGUUACGGUAAAAAAAAAAAAAGUAAAAAAAAAAAAGAUAUUUGUUUUACAGGCAGGGGCGGGGCCCGAUGGUAUGGGGCAAGGUCAUAAUAGUUUUGGAUUUUUCAUUAGUUUUAGUUUUAAUUUCGUUGUGAAUUUUCGUUUUCAAAUUCAGUUAGUUUUAGUUAGUUUUUAGAGUGAGUUUGCUAGUUUUAGUUUAGUUUUUAUUUUUAGGAAAUGCUUUAGUUUUAGUUUAGUUUUUAUUAGUUUUAGUGUUAGUUUUAGUUUUUUAGUAAUGGGUAUGUGCCUUUAUUUCCUUUGGUUUAUCAUCUCAGCCCCAAUAAGGUUAUUAACUCUUACAGUUCUGGGUGUUUUGUAUUUGGGUUGGAGUGUAAACAUCCCAGUCUCAGUAAACAUAUUCACCAUGUGUUCCUGCAUGUUGAAAUAGAAACACUGAAUUAUGAAUGAAAAAAGUUGACAAAGACGAAAACGAAGGACAUUUUCGCUAUAACUUUAGUUAGUUUAAGUUUGUUUUGUAACCACACAAUACAGUUUCAGUUAGUUAUCGUUUUUAAAAAAACUCCUGUUUUUAUUUUUAUUUCAGUCACUUUUUUGUGUAAUAAUAUGUCACAAUAACAUUAAUUUUCGGUUUCCAAUCAAACUGUAAUUAUCAUAGGUGUUAGUUAUGGUAUUAGUAGUCAGAUCCAUAUAGUGCCUUGAAUAUAUCUCUGCCAUUCUACAGAAUAAUUAUGCAAGAAGACAUCAGGUAAUGAAAAAAUAAGAAUGUUGUCAAAACAAUUUUAUAUUUUAUGCACUGUUUAAUUUCACUUUACAUUGUUCCCCCGUCUGUGGUAUGUGGAAGGCUGAUGGAAAGUACCUGCUAUAACCAUGCAUGGGUUAUUAAAGCUCGCCUGUGUAACUCAGGUCACUUUUGGUUUUGAAAUGAAAAAUGAAAGUUA
Molecule: messenger RNA, 8758 nt
Organism: Centropristis striata (black sea bass)
Lineage: Eukaryota; Metazoa; Chordata; Actinopteri; Perciformes; Serranidae
Product: protein mono-ADP-ribosyltransferase PARP14-like
Exons: 17
Coding region: 1-5409 (1802 amino acids)
Biological process (GO): negative regulation of gene expression
Cellular component (GO): nucleus; cytoplasm
Molecular function (GO): transcription corepressor activity; NAD+ poly-ADP-ribosyltransferase activity
Source: RefSeq, a predicted model, not a curated record